This is a messenger RNA of Lutzomyia longipalpis, 2696 nucleotides long. RefSeq names its product GTP-binding protein 1 (gene GTPBP1). Bases 413 to 2275 code for a protein of 620 amino acids. The transcript is spliced from 6 exons. Gene Ontology annotation, molecular function: translation elongation factor activity; GTPase activity; GTP binding. Gene Ontology annotation, biological process: translational elongation. The record is from RefSeq and is a predicted model, not a curated record. NCBI's taxonomy places the organism in Eukaryota, Metazoa, Arthropoda, Insecta, Diptera, Psychodidae.
GUCAAAGAAACGUCAGUGUUUCAAAAGAAAGUACAUAUUUUGCAGUGAGAGAAAAAAAUCCAUUCGCGGUGAUCGAAUUCAUAUCAUUUUCGCAUUGAUUUAACUGAGAAAGCAACUCCGUAAUCAAGUCAAAGUAUUCGCAAAAGUACAAAGUGAAGUGUAAAUUGUCGUUUUGAUGUGUUUUUAAGUUUCUUAAGACGACGACUCCACAACACAACUGAGCGAAAAGAGCACCAGUUAUGCAGAAAAACCACCAACUGGACGCAAUACGAGACUACAAGUUACCUUUCCGGCAACACUGGCAGUAAGAGUGCAAACAGGAGCUGCAGAAUUAGCAAAGUGAUUUUGAGUUUAGUUAAAUAUUUAAGAAAAAAAGAAAAGUUUAGAAAAGGUGCAGAAAAACGCGACGACGAUGGCGAGUACAACGUCAUCGGUGGAGAAGGAGGAGAGCCCAAUGGAUUACUCCAGUAUUCGCGGGAAGACAGUGUUGGUGAGCCCCACAGAGGAGCAAUUUGAGUUGCUGAAGAAGCGCCUGGAGGAGCGCAUUGAGGACAGUCGAGGGGAGACAAUUUACGAGAUUGGCAUUGGGGACGAUGGGGGUGACAGUGGGCUCGAAUUGGAGGAAUUUGCCGCAAGUCUUGCCACUCUGCAAUCUCUGGCCACCACACUGGAUGCCGACUGUGUGGAGUUGAGGCAGCGCAAGGCAGACAAGGGACUCAUCACGGGGCAGUACCUGGUGAGGAAGCGCGUUGACAUGUCUGAUUUUAUGGAGAUUCGCGUGGCUGUUGUGGGGAAUGUUGAUGCAGGUAAGAGUACCCUUCUGGGGGUCCUCACGCACGGAGAGUUGGACAAUGGACGCGGGCAUGCACGGCAGAGGCUCUUCCGGCAUAAGCACGAAAUGGAGAGUGGGCGUACUAGCUCAGUGGGAAAUGAUAUCUUAGGAUUCGACAGCCUGGGGAACGUGGUCAAUAAGCCUGACCAUGGGACCCUCGAUUGGGUGAAGAUUUGCGAAAAAUCCGCAAAAGUCAUCACAUUUAUCGAUCUCGCGGGGCACGAGAGGUAUCUCAAGACAACUGUUUUCGGCAUGACCGGCCAUGCUCCUGACUUUGGAAUGUUAAUGAUUGGGGCCAAUGCCGGGAUUGUGGGAAUGACGAAGGAACAUUUGGGAUUGGCUCUGGCCCUUUCCGUGCCAGUCUUUGUUGUUGUAACGAAGAUUGAUAUGUGCCCACCGAAAGUACUGCAGGACAACCUCAAACUCUUGUAUAAGAUCCUCAAAUCCCAGGGAUGCCGCAAAGUUCCCGUGAUGGUGAAGACACCCGACGAGGUGGUCCUCAGUGCCACUAAUUUUGUCUCCGAGCGCCUCUGCCCCAUCUUCCAGGUGUCCAAUGUGACGGGAGAGAAUUUGGAUUUGCUGAAGAUGUUCCUCAAUCUUCUCACCACACGUAUGCCGGGUCAUGACAAUCUCCCGGCUGAAUUUCUCAUUGAUGACACAUACUCCGUGCCCGGGGUGGGUACUGUUGUCUCCGGCACGUGCUUACAGGGCUUGAUUAAGCUCAAUGAUACCCUCCUACUUGGACCUGAUCCCCUUGGGCAGUUCCAGGCGAUUGCUGUGAAAAGUAUUCACCGGAAGAGGAUGGCUGUGCGGGAAGUUCGUGGUGGUCAGACGGCUAGUUUUGCCCUGAAGAAGAUCAAGAGGUCCCAGAUUCGCAAGGGUAUGGUGAUGGUGUCUCCAGAACUCAAUCCAAAGGCUUGCUGGGAGUUUGAGGGGGAGAUUCUCGUGCUGCACCAUCCAACAACGAUAUCCUCACGCUACCAAGCAAUGGUACACUGUGGCAGUGUCCGGCAGACUGCUUCCAUCUUGUCAAUGUCGAAAGAUUGCCUCCGGACGGGGGAUAAGGCGCACGUGCGCUUCCGUUUUAUCAAGCAUCCCGAGUACAUUCGUCCCGGGCAGCGUUUGGUCUUCCGCGAGGGACGCACGAAGGCUGUGGGGAAUGUACUGAAGCCACUGACGAGUGCAGCUCCAAUGCAGAAUCGUCAGAAGCCCAACAAGAUGCAGGCACGCGGGCAGCAGAAUCAGAAUCCAAAUAUUCAGACUCCUCCGGCAAAUGGGGGUGAUUUAAAGACAUCAGCAACACUGGAUGGCGUUCUCGAAAUGACUUGUGAUAAGCGGGACAGCGCUCAGCGGGGGAAACGCACCAAGAGGGCUCCCACUGUGGCGGCAUCAGCAAGUGGUGGAGUUGCCCCAGUUCCGGCCACUGCCGUUCCAUCGAACUAAACAUGAUGCAAUUUGCGAUUCAGGACUCUUUUAUCUUUUUUUUUCGACACACCCACACAAUUCAAUAAUAUUUUAUGUAAGUUAGAAAAGAAAUCCAAGUCUUUCUAGAAGAUGGAGUGUUCCUGUAAUUUAUUUCUUUUUAUUAUUUUUUGGAUAAACUUCCAAAAAUAAUAAUUUUUUUCAAACGAAAUGUUCAAAUUUUAACUUCAACGACGUUCAAUUUUUUUUUGUAAAUUUGUUUAGUACAAAGAAUGCGACAAAUUUAAUUUUUUUUUCUUGGUUUCUGUAAAUGAAAUUUACGAAUGUGAAAUUUUCCUCAAGGAAAGCAAAGUGAAAUAUUUUCUCAUGAAAUUUGUAAUGAGAGGGAAGGAAAAAGUAAGAAAUUUCUAAAAUAAAGAUUUAUUUUAUAGAAAAAAAGAAA